GGCGAAACGACAUGAAGCUGAUUUACACAGCGGGCAAGUACCUCCCAGCAGAGGGGAGGUUUUCCAGCGAGAUUUCUGACAAAGCGGGUAACUAUUCACUGCUCAUUGCGGAUACCCGGAGAAAUGAUUCUGGAAUGUAUUACUGUGCAAUCCGCAAUUACCAGAACAGGGCCUUAAUAUUCGGUAAUGGCUCCCAGUUAGUGAUUACAGAGGGCUCCCCGACCAUAUUCCUCCUCACCCCGCCGGAGGAUGAGAUUGCUUCGAUGGAAAGGGUCCCGUUGUUGUGUUUGAUCAGAGGUUUAUCCCCCGGCCCCUUUCCCGUCCGCUGGAAUGUUUCCGGGUGGGAUAUCGAAGGACAGGCAGAUUCCGGGAGAAUUGAGACGGACGGGACUUACACCAUCAGGAGUUACGCCACCCUCUCGGCGGAAACCUGGAGAUCCGGCGCUGUCUGUACUUGCACCGUUCAAAUCAACUCCAGUGAAAGUCUCCUCAGUGCAAGUGUCUCAUCUCAGAGAGGAAAAUUGAACAUUGACGAGCAACUGACAGUUUCCAGAGAACAACGAGAGAAUACAGAGGUCUUCCGAACCCGGGGCCGAGAACAGAGGCAUCCGAGCGAAGAGAUGGUGAAAAUCUCACAGCAGCCGGCCCGGGAUCGGAGACCGAGAGCUUCUUAA
This is a messenger RNA of Carcharodon carcharias (great white shark), 674 nucleotides long. RefSeq names its product immunoglobulin kappa light chain-like. The coding region runs from base 12 to 674 and encodes 220 amino acids. NCBI's taxonomy places the organism in Eukaryota, Metazoa, Chordata, Chondrichthyes, Lamniformes, Lamnidae. The transcript has 4 exons. The record is from RefSeq and is a predicted model, not a curated record.